AUGUCGCAGUCGAUCCCGCCGCGCCUCGCGCAGGGCUGCGAGCUUACGCCAGCCGACAUCGAGAAGCUCCGCCUGGACGUCCACGCGCUCCACUCCGCUUGGGCGCGCGUGAUCGCCUCAGGCGAGCAGUUCGACGGAUGCAAGUUUAGCAAGCGCCCGUGGUCGACCCCUAACCCUGCAGUGAAAGACCGGGGCCACAAGCCGACGCUGGUGAGAUGCAAACCUCGAUCGUUAGCGUGCACUCACUGCAACACCUGCCUCCGCUCGCACCACUCCGGCGAGGACAAGGAGAGCUUGCGACAGGAAAUCUCAGAGAGCCCUGAGAAUCAGACCGUCUGGAUCGCCAAGGUGAAGACCAAAGAAGACUUGGCCAAUGGACUUGUCCCUCGCACGUACACGAGGGGAGCGAGAAAGACGAUCACGGGUAAAGAGAGCUGCAUGCUGGAGCUCAAGUCGAACUUGGGCAUCUUCUGGCCAGAGGACUUGUGGGCGAAGCACCGCCCCGACAAGCCUGUGCUGAAAAAGGAGCUUAAAACUAUCCCGACUCUUGGGAGGGGCGUCAUCAGAGAUGAGGAAUUUGGCAGACCCAUCGGCACCACAGACGUGGCAAAAGUCCGACUCGCAGGCCCCGAACACACGUCUACCGUGUAUGAUGGACAUGAUACCGAAGAAUCUCGACGUUAUUGGGCCAUCGCGCAGAAACGCGCCAACAUCAGCUCCUCGAGUGCUACCGUGCACGAGGAAGGCCAGGCUCCGUACACCGUGCACUCCGUCUCCUUUGGCGGCACCCAGAAGAAGAAAUCUGAUGACGACGACGUCGACGACGUCUUCCAGGAGAUGCUGGAACUAUCCAUCGGACCUGGAUCUGGGAAAGUCAGUUCUGGCGGCGGCGGCGGCGGCACCGCCAGACCGCAGGCAGGAAAGAAUCGCCAGCAUAAGGGCUCCCUCGCCAUGGCCCGCCUGACCAAGGAGGUGUCAACCAGCGAGGUGGCGCUCUUGAACGUGCAGCAGAUGCUGAGGUCUUUGGCCAGCUCUGACAGCUUCGAGACGGUCACGGUGAAGACGAUCGUUGCACUCGAGAACAAACUAUCUUCCCGACUCAGCCCGGCCCUGAUCCAAAUCUACACUGAGAGCUACGUGCCCGAGGGCGGGACUGCAGCCGCUGUACCGACAGGCAUUGAUGCGUUGGGUAAGCUGCGGUCCGCGACAGAAGAGAUCGCCGCAGUGAAGCCCCUCGUGGUGGAGCUCCACUCACCUACCAAGCAUGCAGACGGCGGCAAGAAACUGUACGACCUGAUCCGCAACCUGUCAGAUGACUCCGUGGCUGGCAAAUUGACCCUCAAGUUGCCCAGCGCGCUGAUCGAGGAGAGUAUAGAUCGGGAGCUCGCGAUGUUUGCCUCUGACGGCCGUUAUGAUGAGUUCAUGUCGGUGCUGAACUGCUCUGCCCGUCAGCCAGCUCCACCAACCGACGGAUCCGAGGACCCCGUUUCACAGCGCACUGGAUUGUGUCUUAACUCUGUUGGCGCAAAUGUCAGGGCAGAUGUUCAGACCGAGAAGCUUUUGAAAUAUUUGGUGAGCAUCUUGCGGGUGGAGAACAACACUGAUGCCUUUGUCAAGUUCAUGACCAGCCUGCAGGUGGGGAGGGCGUUGUCGGCCGAGAUGAGGGCCGAGUUCUCCGACUUGGUGAAGAUCGCGUGCCCCCCGAUGGAGAUGGAGGUCGAUGAGAUGACGGCGGUAUGCGCCCGGAUCAAGGACACGACAGACCGCAGGACAUGCAAACCAAUGACGCUCCUACCAUCUGGCAUCGAAGUCAUUGCUUCAGGCGCUCGCUGGAUUGAGCAGCGGGCCAUCGACCAUACCAUCUCUGCCGAGUUCCGCGACAUGCUGUCGAACGCGGAGGCAGUCAAGCAGAAGACGAACACCUCGUCAGCUACCUACACUGUAUUCACAGGCGAUGGCAAAGGUGUCAGGCUACCCGAUGCGCAGUUUUGGCAGGUGCUCCACAAGCAGUACUGCAAAGUCAAGGACCUGGCGUCGGUGGUCUUCACGACGCGGAACAACAACGCGUUCAACGAGACAUUGUUGAUGCUGAAUUCCACGAGGGAGCUGCUGUCGUCCACAGCCAAGCGGAUCUUCGACGAUGGCGCCAGCGAGCUCGCUGCCAUCUGCCACGCGAAGUUCCUGCCCUCUAGCGGGGAGCCUGACACCGCCGCUCUGGAGGACGUGGUCACGAAGAUCGACGCGCUGCUUGCCCUGCCGAUCUACAAGGCUAGCGACAUCAGCUUGCACCACGUCGACGUUGAGGGCGGAGAAUUUGUCGCGGCCUUCGAGGCGGGCGCCGAACAGCGCCGGUCAAGCAUGGCCACGCUCAAGUCGGCUCUCCCGUAUCUGUCCGACCUCAAGUCGCGGCCGUGGAUGAGCGAUAUCUCGCACGCCGCAGCGGACUACAUCGCCGUCGUCGACGGCGACGCUACUGCCCUCGCAGACUUCAAGAAGGCUUGGCGCGCGAAGCCCCGGCAGACGGGCGAGGCGAUCCUGCAGGAGAAGAUCGCGGCGGCGGGGGAGCCCCUGGCGAAAUUCAUCGCCGCAUUCGCAGACAUGAAUCCGUCGUCUGAUUCAGAAUGGUUCAAGGCUCGCGAGGCAUUCGAUGAUGCAGCGCAGUGGGGCUUCGAAACCGUGCUCGCGUUUGAUGAGUCGACAGAGGCAUUUGACACUGCUCUUGCUGCUGCCAGUCAUCUGGGCCAAGCCUUUAUCAACCAGGUCCACCGUCUGUUCGACAUGGCGAAACAGAUGCCUGCGGGCACUGCGUCCGUGCGUCCAUUUGCGCAGCUGUGCAUUGCGCCGACGUGCGCUGGAGCCGUGGUGAUGCGCCUCAGGAUAGCAUCCUCGUCUGCUGAUCGGACUGUUGUCAUGUCGGAGCAUAUCCCCGACAUGUGUGCUAUGCGGGUUGGCCUGACGCAGCUCAUUGACGCCAUCGCCCAGCUGGGGGGGGCGCAGGUCGCCCAGGUGAUUGAGAGGGCGCGCGGGCUUGUGACUAUGAUUCGCUCCCAGACUCACAAGAAAGCUCAAUCAUCCGAGAAUGCAAUCAAGCACGAGGUGGGCGCAACGGCAGCUGCUAUGUCCGAGAGGCUGGACGCCAUCAAAUGGACAUCCGAGCUGCAGCAGCUACUUGAAGAUCCCGCGUCCAACCGUGAUGCACUCCUUGAGAGGGUCACCGCAGCGACAAUCACCCCUGUGAUUGUUGGGUCCAAGGCACUCCGCUCGGCGCUGGACACCUUGGAUGCGGAAUUUUUCCCGCCGGUGCUCGAUCAGCUGCCGCCCGAUAGCAUGGCCGCCUUCAAAGAUGACCGCGCCCGCUGGACAGCUACCCUCGAGGCGGCCAAGGCAGCCGCCAAUCAGCUGACUGCAGUAUUGGCUCUCUUCCGCCCUCUGAAAGUCGGUGAGACGAGGCAAGCGCUGGCAGAGCGCGUGCUGAAAGUCAGCGACUCGCUGCCACCCGUCAUCAGAUCGUUGCUACUUAAGGCCGCGGGUGAUUGCCCCACUGCUGCAGCUGUUCGUGAGGCCGAGAGCGCGGCCUCUUCUACGAAAGCUGCUGAGCCUCCGCCGAAAUUAUCUGACAUUGCUAAAGAGUUAGAUGCUCAGGUGGGCGGCCCUGCUAACCUGAAGAGGGCCGCGUCCAAGUCUGGAGCGACAAAGGUCGCCAGGCCCAGGAUCGAGGCCGCCACGGCCGAGUUGCGUUCUCGCCUUGGCCAGGAGUUUGAUGAUGAUGCCGCUGCGACGCCAAAGCCGAAGGCUAAGCCUAAAGCAUCUGGCAAGAAAGCAGCAGGCAACGGCAAACGCAAAGCCGCCAAGACUGCGGGUUCGAGUCUCGAUGUAUGGCUGUGCAAGUCGUAG
Messenger RNA from Prorocentrum cordatum, 3894 nucleotides. The record is from the annotation of a GenBank genome assembly. NCBI's taxonomy places the organism in Eukaryota, Dinophyceae, Prorocentrales, Prorocentraceae.